Molecule: messenger RNA, 222 nt
Organism: Miscanthus lutarioriparius
Lineage: Eukaryota; Viridiplantae; Streptophyta; Magnoliopsida; Poales; Poaceae
Source: the annotation of a GenBank genome assembly
AUGCGUCUCGGCCCCGACGACCCGCAGUCGACGCUGACGAGCAGCUGCUGCUCGGCCGUGCACGCCAUCGGGCAGAGCCCCAGCUGCCUGUGCGCCGUCAUGCUGUCCGGCACCGCCAGGGCUGCCGGGAUCAAGCCGGAGGUCGCCAUUACCAUCCCCAAGCGCUGCAACAUGACCGAUCGCCCCGUCGGCUACAAGUGCGGAGAUUACACGCUGCCCUGA